AUGCUUCAUGCGGAACACGAAUGUGAAAUAGCUGAAGAAGAAAAUGACAUACUGUUUCUUCCCGGUAGAGGUAUAUUUCAAAAAUUGAGAGACAUUUUAUAUCUCUCAUUGUUACCCUCGCGGAAGAAUCCAGCCGCUUUUUAUUUUUUGCGAAGCAGUGCUGCCAUAACUCAAGAAAAACGUCGUCAAUGGCGAAGUUUUCCGAAUAUCAUUCAUCCAUUCAGUUUAUUCAGGCACAUUUGGGACAUAUCGAUGAUAGUCGUAAUAUCCCUUGUACUGAUCAUCAUCCCCUAUCAGGCUUCCUUUGGAAUAAAGGAAAAGUUAAUGACUUGGACCAUUAUAAAGAACAUCAUGUUGUUAAUCUUAUGCUGCGACGUAAUAGUGAAUCUUAGAACAGGGUACUUCGACAAAGACAUGCAUUCCACGGAGUUGGAUCCAAAGAAAAUAGUUGAUAAUUAUCUAAAGCGUGGCACAUUUAUCAUGGAUUUCAUCGGUUCCUUUCCAACCGAUCUAUUCUAUUUAAGCGCGUUAGAGCUAAUAGUAGCUCGCAAGUGGACAUCCCUAUUAUGCAUCUUCCGCGUUUUCUCUCUCGCCAAUUACAUCGAGAAGAUAACCUCCCUCUACAAUAUACCACUAGCCGUCAAAGUGUUCGUCGUGUUAAUCUUCUGGUUGCUGUUGUUUUUCCACUGGCAAACCUGUUUGCAAUGGUUGAUACCAUUAAUAUCUAAAUCGAUGUACGAGCUGCAACGUCCCGCCAACACAUCGUGGAUCGAGGUGGCAAACUUGUGGGAAGUCUCCAAGAGCGAACAGUAUCUGAGCAGUUUAAUGCGCGCCAUAACCACGUUUAUGAGGGUCGGCCUGAUUUACACACACCUGGACAACGCGGGUGAGGUUUAUCUGAUCACAUUGACCCGUAUAUUGGGCAUGAUCGUCCCCUGGUUCAUAGUCACAUCCGUGUUGAAUUUCCUCAGGGGUAAGAACAGCUCUCGUUUGAGGUACCAGGGUACCGUGGCCCAAUUGAAACACUUCAUGAGCCACAAGCAAUUACCGUACUCCACCCAGAAACGGAUCAUCCAAUAUUACGAGUUCCGUUUCCAAUAUCGAUUCUUUCGCGAAUCCGAAAUUAUAAACACGAUCUCGACCCAGAUGCGUCACGAGAUAAGGAUGCACACGUGCCGGAAAUUGGUCGAGAACGUGACGUUCUUUAACAAUUUGCCGUUGACGUUGCUCGGCCAAAUCGUGGCUUUGUUGAAGUUCGAGAUAUUCUUGACCAACGACGUGAUAGUCAGGGUGAAUCAGCCCGGUGAUUGUAUGUACUUCAUAGCCUCGGGCACGGUGGGUAUUUACACGGAUUCGGGCAAGGAGGUGUGCCAUUUGGACGACGGGGCGCACUUCGGCGAGGUCGCGCUUAUCAUGCCCAACGAGCUGAGGGUGGCAAGCGUGGUGGCUGUCGAGAUAUGCGAGUUGUACCGGUUGAAUCGUGCCGACUUCAUGAGAACGAUACAUCCCUACCCUAUGCUGUGGGAGAGGAUCAAGAAGAUCGCGAUCGAGAGGCACGAGAAAACGAUGAUACUCACUAAAUAG
Molecule: messenger RNA, 1584 nt
Organism: Apis laboriosa (Himalayan honeybee)
Lineage: Eukaryota; Metazoa; Arthropoda; Insecta; Hymenoptera; Apidae
Product: potassium/sodium hyperpolarization-activated cyclic nucleotide-gated channel 1-like
Exons: 3
Coding region: 1-1584 (527 amino acids)
Source: RefSeq, a predicted model, not a curated record